AUGACGGUGCCAUUCGACCUUUUCAGUUGGAAACAUGAGAUUGUAUCCUCUCUUCCAGGUACCGUCACUUCAUGUGCCUAUGACUGUCGUGACAAGUUGUACGUGGUGUCCGCACUAUCUUUUGGUAAAGUGAAGUUCACUUGUUUAUCAUUGUCGACCGAGACCAUUGCGGACCUUGUUUCGCCACCUAGAGACGCGAUCGACAAGAACAAUCUGGUACUCUCACCGACAGAGAAAGAUACUCUCUAUUUACUCAGAGGACACAAUCACAGCUACCGAUACUCAAUCACCAACCAAAAAUGGACCAAGAUCACAAACAACGACAACAACAACAUCAAACAGAAGGUAGAACCCUACAUUCGUGUGAAGGGCUCUUGUGUCCUGUCAGACAAGCGUCGUCAUUCUCGCAGACCGGUCUCCAAUCCAAUAAACCCAACAAACGAUGAUUGA
This is a messenger RNA of Acytostelium subglobosum LB1, 450 nucleotides long. RefSeq lists its product as hypothetical. The coding region runs from base 1 to 450 and encodes 149 amino acids. The transcript has a single exon. Lineage: Eukaryota; Evosea; Eumycetozoa; Acytosteliales; Acytosteliaceae. The record is from RefSeq and is a predicted model, not a curated record.